Molecule: messenger RNA, 1002 nt
Organism: Leptosia nina
Lineage: Eukaryota; Metazoa; Arthropoda; Insecta; Lepidoptera; Pieridae
Source: the annotation of a GenBank genome assembly
AUGUCGUUUAAAACCAAAGACGUAGUUCUAUCUGCAGAUCGGCCUAAAAGCCUUUUAAUUCCGAAACAUGCCGAUUACUUAGCCAGCUAUGGAUUAAAUAAAGAUGAUUUUGAAUAUUGCAUGACUGAAUAUCUUAGAAUGUCUGGUAUCUAUUGGAGUUUAACUGCUAUGGAACUGAUGGACCAAACCUCAAGAAUGCCAAAAGAUGACAUCAUACAAUUUAUAACCUCAUGUCAAGAUAAUGAAAGUGGUGGAAUCUCAGCUAGCAAUGGUCAUGAUCCUCACAUGCUAUACACACUUAGUGCAGUACAGGUUUUGGCCAUGUAUGACAGAUUGGAUGCCAUUGAUGUUGAUGGUGUGGUUCGAUAUGUUUCAUCUAUGCAACAAGAAGAUGGUAGCUUUUAUGGUGAUAAAUGGGGAGAGGUUGACACUAGGUUUUCAUUCUGUGCUGUAAUGACUCUUUCACUAUUACAUCGUCUUGAUGCUAUCAAUGUUAAUAAAGCAGUUGACUUUGUACUUAGUUGUAUGAAUUUUGAUGGUGGUUUCGGAUCAAAGCCAGGCUCUGAAAGUCAUGCCGGUUUAAUCUACUGCUGUGUGGGAACGUUAUCUAUAUGUAAUAGAAUGGAUGCUUUAAAAGCUGAUGAAUUAGCAUGGUGGCUAUGUGAACGACAGCUUCCCAGUGGAGGGUUAAAUGGACGUCCUGAAAAGCUUCCUGAUUUAUGCUAUUCUUGGUGGGUUAUGGCAUCUUUAUCAAUGCUAAACAGAAUCCAUUGGGUAGAUAAAGAUAACCUUGAACAAUACAUCUUAGCAUGUCAAGAUGCCGAGAGUGGAGGCUUCAGCGAUAGACCUGGAGACAUACCAGACCCAUUCCAUACAUUAUUCGGAUUGGCAGGGUUGUCGUUACUUGGGAAUUCCAGUAUAAAAAGAGUAAACCCAACAUAUUGCAUGCCUCAAGAAACCAUAGAUAGGCUCAGGCUGGAACCACAGAUUUUACUUAUUUAA